AUGUCGAGCCCUGUGGACACCCACAAAAAGACCUUUCACGUUCAAGAGCAGCAGGGCGAGCGGGCCAACCCUCACGAACAAACGCCCACCUCCGACGAUGGCACCUACGUGAACGAGUCAUCCGGCGAGCAGCGCAACGCCAACUCCAACAACCUCAAGGUCAACACGGCUCUACACGAAGAUUGCCCGCCGCCGAUGAGCACGCCCUCCGCGCGCCGCGAGCAAGCCACCCGCCUGGAGGAUGAUCUCAUGCUGCUGCAGGCCGAACGCGUGGCAUCGCGCUCCACCCAAGGCGAGAAUGGCGAGGGAGAGCGCAACUCAAUGAGCCGCACGCGAUCGCGUCGCAGUGAGGCUGUGGACGAGUUCGACGAGGCGACCAACCCUCUCCACGAGAAGGCCGCCGUCUACAAGCCCCCUGAGAGCCCCAACACCAAGUUGUCGGCGUUUGUCAAGCGGAUCCACCAGUCCAGCUUCAUCGUGCGCUACCUGACCUAUAUCGUGCCUAUGGUACUGCUGAUUCUGAUCCCGCUGCUGGUCGGUGCCCUCCGAUUCCCCAACACAAGUGUCGGUGGCGUCAAAUUGAUGUGGUUCUCGAUCUGGCUGGAAAUCGUGUGGUUGACACUCUGGGCCGGUCGCAUCGUGGGCAAGUGUCUGCCACCUGUGACGAGUGUCAUCGCUAGCAUCUUCACGAACAAUGCGAAGAAAUGGCGUGACAUGGCCAAGCAACUCGAAAUCCACUUUGCUCUCUUCCUGUGGUGGCUCGGUGUCGAGAUUUCUUUCUUGCCUACGAUGAAGAAUCACCACGUGGACGGUGACAAGACUACUCGCAGCUGGGAAAACACACUGAACAAGAUUAUCAUUGUGAUCUUUGUAUGGACCAUUCUCAAUUUGAUUGAGAAGGUCAUCAUCCAGCUGAUCGCCAUCAGCUUCCAUCUGCGCACCUACGCCGACCGCAUUGAGAUCAACAAGUUUCAGAUCGGCAGCUUGGUCAAGCUCUACCAGUGGUCCCGCGCGCAGAUCGAGGAGGACGACGAUGCGUUUCAGGAAAAACAGGGAGACUCCGGCCCUGAGGGCGGCACAAAGACGCCCUUGCACUAUGCCGGUAUGGCCGGACGUGCGGCUAAGAGUGCCGUCAACAAGGUCGGAAACAAGGUCGGCGAUGUCGCUGGAGGAGUCGUGGCUGACUUCACUGGUCGUCGAGUCAAGAACAGCAGUGAUCCGUAUCAAGUGAUUCUCACCCUGCUCCGAUCUACCGCGGGCUGUCAGGUUCUGGCUCGCCGUCUCUACCGGACCUUUGUGCGCGAUGGUUUCGAUACUGUGUUCUCUGGUGAUCUGAAGGAGGCUUUUGACAACAAUGAGGAGGCCGAGGCUGCCUUUGUCAUGUUCGACCGCGACAUGAACGGAGAUAUCUCAAUGGAUGAAUUGGAAGCCGUCUGCGUGGACAUUGGUCGUGAGCGCAAGUCGAUCACUGCCUCGCUGAAGGAUCUGGACUCUGUUGUCUCGAAGCUGGACGAUGUCUUUAUGUUCUUCGUCUUUGUUAUUGUCCUCAUCGUCUUCCUCUCUCUGAUCUCGACCUCCGCCGCUGGUGUUCUCACCUCGGCGGGUUCCACCAUUCUCGCUCUGUCUUGGUUGUUCUCUGCUACGGCCCAGGAGUUCCUACAGUCCAUCAUCUUCGUCUUUGUCAAGCAUCCCUUCGAUGUCGGUGACCGUGUCACCGUGUAUGGUAACUCCGGUGACACCGGCCUUGGUGACGACUACUUUGUCAAGGAAAUUACUCUUCUCUACACUGAGUUCAAGAAGAUGCAGGGCCACGUUGUCCAGGCUCCGAACAGCUACUUGAACAGCCUCUUCAUUCUCAACCAACGCCGUUCCGGUGCCCUGGCCGAGGCCGUCCCAAUCAUCAUCAAGUACGGCACGACCAUCGACCAGCUCGAUGGCCUCCGCCAGCGCCUGCUGGAGUUUGUCCGCAGCGAGAAGCGCGAUUUCCAGAGCAACAUUCUCACCGAGAUGCGCGCCGUCACCGAAAACUUCUCCGUCACCCUGAACGUCGUCUUCUUCUACAAGUCCAACUGGCAGAACGAGGGUCUCCGUCUGCAGCGUCGCAACAAGUUCAUCUGCAUGCUCAUGAUCGCCCUGCAAGAGAUCGGCAUCGAGGGUCCUCGCAUGAACCUCCAGGGUGCGAACGUGGACAUCCCCUUCCACGUCAACUACGGCCAUCCCAUGAUGGCCCCGACUCCGGCCCCGCGACACAACGACCCCACCCAGGCCGAGGAGGUCACCACCAUCGGUGACAACUCGCAUUCCAUCCCCGAGAACACCAGCAUCAGCACCGGCAGCGCCACCCGGCACCCGUCCAUCCUCCGCAAGGGCAUGAACACCGCGGCGGCCCGCGCCCGCGGAGCCUCCACCUCCCGCAAGCACGUGGAUUUCUCCCUGGGCAUGGCCAAUCUGUCCUCCAACGACGUGAUGGGCGAUGUCUUCGAGGACCGCACCGUGCGCAUCGACGACGUCGUCCGCACCUCGAACCGCGAGGCUGCCGAGCGCCGCAUGCAGGAAGUCGCCGAAGAGGAAGAGGAGCGUCGGAGCGCCAGCGCCUCCUCCUCGCGCCACCGUCGUCCCUCAAACCUCAGCGUCCCAACGCAAGGGGAGGGCCGGCCUUCGACCGACGCCCCCAGCGUUCGCAGCGGCGGCAGCUCUACCCGCAACCGCUUCUUCCGCCACCGCAGCAGCGUCAGUCGGGACCGUCGCGACCUCGAAUCUGGCCGUGGUGUCUCACCUGGCGCCCCCGGCCCAGCAGUUUCCGGUGCACAGACUCGAGACUCUACUACUGAGGGCCGCGCGCAAUAA
This is a messenger RNA of Penicillium argentinense, 2847 nucleotides long. RefSeq names its product Mechanosensitive ion channel family. The record is from RefSeq and is a predicted model, not a curated record. NCBI's taxonomy places the organism in Eukaryota, Fungi, Ascomycota, Eurotiomycetes, Eurotiales, Aspergillaceae. Gene Ontology annotation, cellular component: membrane. The transcript has a single exon. Gene Ontology annotation, molecular function: calcium channel activity; calcium ion binding. The coding region runs from base 1 to 2847 and encodes 948 amino acids. Gene Ontology annotation, biological process: intracellular calcium ion homeostasis; calcium ion transmembrane transport.